AUGGGCUUCUGCAACUGGGCGACAGUCAUUGCCAAUUUGCUGGUACCCGUGGGCAUACUCACCUUCUCUUCAGGAUUCUUCCCCUAUAAACCGUUGAUUCCUGGAUUAGCGACUUUUGAUGAAACAGGCGAGAAUGUCACAGUACCUGCCGUCUUUGAUAAAGUUAUCUUCAUGGUGGUCGAUGCGCUAAGGAGCGACUUUGUAUAUUCGAAUGACUCGGGUUUCUUAUUUACACAGAGCUUGAUCCGGUCCGGUGCUGCAUUGCCAUUCACUGCCUAUGCGAGCGCUCCGACUGUUACAAUGCCUCGGUUAAAAGCCAUCACAACUGGUUCGGUUCCAUCUUUUCUGGAUGUUAUUCUCAACAUCGCGGAAUCGGAUACCACAUCAACCCUGGCAUACCAAGACACCUGGUUAGCUCAAUUAAAAGCCAUAGGAGGACGGCUUGUGAUGUAUGGAGACGACACCUGGCUCAAGCUCUUUCCGGGGAUGUUUGACCGAGCUGAUGGAACUACAAGCUUCUUCGUGUCGGACUUCACGGAAGUAGAUCAUAAUGUGACUCGACACGUUCCUAACGAGCUUGCCCAGGAUGAUUGGUCUGCUUUGAUCAUGCAUUACCUGGGUCUGGAUCACAUAGGACAUAAGGCGGGCCCGAAGAGUCCCUUCAUGUUACCGAAACAGCAUGAGAUGGACUCUGUGGUGACUGAGAUCUAUACCGCAAUGCAGCAACAAGGCCAUCUUCAAUCCACACUUUUCGUGUUGUGCGGAGAUCAUGGCAUGAACGAGGCCGGAAACCACGGCGGGUCCUCUGCCGGGGAAACAUAUCCCGCGUUGCUUUUCAUGUCACCCAAGUUUGAAGCCUUGGGCCGAAGAGAAAGCCCUGUCGAACCGUCAGGCGAUAUGCAGUACUACCAGACGGUUGAGCAAGCGGACAUUGCUCCAACCUUGGCGGGGCUUCUUGGUAUCCCAAUUCCUUUAAACAGUCUUGGCGUAUUCAUCCCAGACUUUUUAGAAAUGUGGGAUAAUGGUUCUCAUAAGCUUCGAAUAUUACGUCAAAACGCCGAGCAGCUACUGAACACAUUGACAACUACAUUCCCUGGAUUUACGUUUGAUUCCGAUAUCAGUACAUCAUGUGCUUCGGGAGCCCCAUCCGGUAUUGAGGGAGCUCAAUGUGCUUGGGCUCGAGUCCGGCGACUUAUCUCUGAUAGGGAUGAAGCAGAUGAUUCUUACUCUACAGCUGGCCCCGCUGUAUUGCACUUCUUACGAAUUGCACAGGAGGUCAUGAGCCGUACCGCGAGUAACUACGAUGUCUCCAGACUCAUUCUGGGCCUGUUGAUCACGGGGGUUGCAGGCCUACUUGUACUUCCGGCCACAUACAAGGAAUGUACACGUCACGGAUCUUCCGGUUUGUUUUUGAUGCUCAUGAUCGUCACCUGUGGGAUGAUGAUGUUCGCGAGUAGUUAUGUGGAAGAAGAGCAACAGUUCUGGUAUUGGAUCUGCUCGGGAUGGAUUGUCUACCUGCAUAUUAAGUCAGAGUCAUCUGCAAAACCGGUCUCACACAAACGCUUUGGAUCAUUACUAUAUUGGUCUGGCAAAUGCAUUAUUCUUGUGCUUGCAACCACCCAGAGGCUCUUGCGACGAUGGAAUCAGACUGGACAGAAAUUCGCGGCCGAGCCUGAUAUUGCUCGCACCUUCUUUGCACGCCACCCAGAAAUCUUCUGGGGUCUUCUCAUCCUCACGUAUGUGGAUGCCGGUUGUCAUCUCCUCAUGAGUAUACCAAUCUCUGGAAUACUGAAGUUCGGUGCCUUGGCCCCUGCCGUGUUGGCCUUUACGUUCAAAUUGCACUUUCGCUCUUUGGGAAACGAUCAAGAGUUCCCCGAGUCCCGUGCCACUAAUGUCCCCCUGUUCCUGAUUUUCCGAAUCCAGGCCGGCAUUCUCUCUUCCAUGAACCUCACAGGGAUCGAAGUGACAAUCACAACCUUGAUCUUCCAAUAUAUGACGUUCUUCGCGUUUGGUGGCUCCAAUGCAAUCUCCUCUGUGGACCUUGCUAGUGGAUAUAACGGUGUCGGCAGCUACAGCGUGGUACUAGUGGGGGUUCUCACCUUCGCGAGCAACUGGGCAGGACCUAUCUGGUGGGCUUCCGAAAGCCAUCGUCUCCGGCCGAAGAAUCCUGCAGGACAGAACCCCUCGGCACUGUUGACCUUCCAUGUUUCCAUGUCUCUGGUCUCUGUCAUGGCCGCCUGUACAGCCCUCCGGACGCAUCUUUUCAUCUGGACCGUUUUCUCCCCCAAAUAUCUUUACAGUAUGGCGUGGGCUACUGCUAAUCAUGUUGCUGUCAAUUUACUGGGCGAGGCAAUUUUCUCUCGGUCUCGAUCUCGAUAUCAUUAUUCAUGA
Molecule: messenger RNA, 2391 nt
Organism: Penicillium mononematosum
Lineage: Eukaryota; Fungi; Ascomycota; Eurotiomycetes; Eurotiales; Aspergillaceae
Gene: las21
Product: mannose-ethanolamine phosphotransferase LAS21
Exons: 8
Coding region: 1-2391 (796 amino acids)
Biological process (GO): GPI anchor biosynthetic process
Cellular component (GO): endoplasmic reticulum membrane
Source: RefSeq, a predicted model, not a curated record